This is a messenger RNA of Rhizophagus irregularis DAOM 181602=DAOM 197198, 279 nucleotides long. Lineage: Eukaryota; Fungi; Glomeromycota; Glomeromycetes; Glomerales; Glomeraceae. The record is from RefSeq and is a predicted model, not a curated record.
AAAAAAAAACAAAACUUUUUAAUAAUAUUUUCACGUAGCAAAAAUUUCAUUAAAAUUUCCAUCAUUUUCAUUUCGCAUUUUCUCAUUUUCGCAUAUUUCGCAUCGUUUACAUAUCACUCUCUACUUUUUUGGCUUUGUUUGGCAAACAAAAAAAAACUCAUAUUUUUAAGCUUUAUUUUUUAUAGAAUGUUAUUAGAAAUUUUCUUUCGAUCAUUAUUUUAUGUCAAAAAACUAAGAAUAUAUGGAAAAUUAAUGACGCCACGUUUGCCACAUCAUUGA